Neurospora tetraspora is the source of this 2391-nucleotide messenger RNA. RefSeq lists its product as uncharacterized. Gene Ontology annotation, molecular function: protein binding. The transcript is spliced from 4 exons. Gene Ontology annotation, cellular component: cytoplasm. NCBI's taxonomy places the organism in Eukaryota, Fungi, Ascomycota, Sordariomycetes, Sordariales, Sordariaceae. Bases 1 to 2391 code for a protein of 796 amino acids. The record is from RefSeq and is a predicted model, not a curated record.
AUGGCCCAAGGGGACGCGGCUCCCGAAGCCAACUCGGAGGCCGCCCAACAGCUGGCUCAAGACGAUUCGCGAUCAACCUCGUCGUCGAGCACCCCUCCGCCCGUCGAUAAUGAAGAAUCCGACUUCUUUCUCGGCGCGAACGACUCCCAGUCGUCGCUAGGCGUUCCCAAUAUCGAGGACAUGCAAGUCGCCGAUGAGGAGUGCCGUGUAGCGCCUAUUAAUCGCUUGCCCAACGAACUACUCAUCGCCAUCUUCGUCAAACUCACAACCUCCUCAGAUAUUCUCCAUGUCAUGCUGACGUGCAAGUCCUGGGCUCGGAAUGCAGUGGAAAUUCUGUGGCACCGUCCAGCUUGCUCGUCCUGGGAACGACACACGACCAUCUGCCAAACUCUCAGUGCGCCACGACCGUACUUCGCCUACCGACAUUUCAUCAGGCGACUCAACCUGUCGGCCCUGGCUCCCGAACUCAACGAUGGCAGUGUCGAGUCUUUGGAGAUGUGCAGUCGUGUCGAGCGACUGACCAUGACUGGUUGCAAACGCAUCACGGAUGCUGGUCUCCUCAAACUGCUCCAGAACAACACUGGCCUCCUGGCUCUCGACAUUUCUGGCAUGGAAGACAUCACGGAAACUUCUAUCAACGCCGUGGCGGAAAAGUGCCACAGACUACAGGGCCUGAAUAUCGCCAACUGCACUAAGAUCUCAGUUGCAAGUCUGGUGGAGUUGGCGCACAGCUGCAGAUUUAUCAAGAGGUUGAAACUGAACGAGUGUGCCCAGGUGACUGACGAGGCCGUCAUCGCAUUUGCUGAGAAUUGCCCCAACAUCCUCGAGAUCGAUCUCCACCAGUGUCGCCUGAUUGGGAACGACCCAGUUACAGCGCUCAUGUCUAAAGGCAAAGCUCUUCGAGAGCUCCGCCUCGCGAGUUGCGAUUUGAUCGACGACUCGGCAUUCCUUUCCCUACCCCCUAACAAGACCUACGAGCAACUCCGAAUCCUAGACCUGACGUCUUGCUCCAGACUGACGGACCGAGCCGUUGAGAAGAUCAUUGAUGUAGCUCCUCGCCUGCGCAACCUCGUGCUCGCAAAGUGCCGUAACAUCACAGAUGCUGCUGUGUUCGCUAUCGCCAGGCUGGGCAAGAAUCUGCACUAUGUCCAUCUGGGCCACUGCGGAAACAUCACAGAUGAGGCUGUCAAACGGCUAGUUCAAUGUUGCAACCGGAUUCGAUACAUUGAUCUCGGUUGCUGCGUCCAUUUGACAGAUGAUUCUGUCGUGAGACUUGCUACUCUGCCCAAGCUUAAGCGCAUUGGCUUGGUCAAAUGUUCAAAUAUCACAGACGAGAGUGUCUAUGCUCUUGCUAGGGCGAACCAGCGCCGGCCUCGCAGAGAUGCUGACGGCAAUCUUGUUCCCGGGGACUGUUACAAUAGUAUGCACCACAGCAGCCUUGAGAGGGUUCAUCUGAGCUAUUGCACCAACUUGACAUUAAGGAGUGUCCUAAGACUUUUGAAUGCAUGCCCUCGUCUCACCCACUUGAGUGUUACGGGUGUCCAAGCGUUCCUGCGUGAGGAUUUGGAGAGUUUCUGCCGCGAGGCACCAGCUGCGAUUCACGAUCAGGUUCAAGGGCUAACAAAACCUACAGAGUUCACUGAACAUCAGAGAGCUGUUUUCUGCGUCUUUUCCGGUCAGGGUGUGACCAAUCUUCGGCGCUACCUCAACAGCGAGCACAAUCUGACGGAGAUCACUCGUGGUGCAAGACCAAUCGACGAAGGAGUACCGAACCGAGCCGGCCCUGUUUUCCCAGGAACAGCAGUCAACCCAAUGCAGGUCACUCCACCUGGUCACCAUGCCGUAGCAGCUGCGUUCAUUGACGAUGGCGAGCCUGAUGCGGUAGACGACGAUGAUGGCUUGGAAGAUGGCAGCGAGAUGGUGAUAGACACGCAGCCAAUGCUUCAUAAUCACCAUGCGGUUAUGGGUGGUACUGCGUUCCCUAUUCAGGGCGUGGCAUCCACAGAACAGCUGCUGCCACCACCGCCACCCGCGAUACAGCCACAACAGCACCUUAUCACGAAUCCUUUCCACUUUGUCCCUGGCCAGCCUUUUGCCGUACCACCUCAUGGCCUUCAGUUUUACGAGGCGGUGCGGGCGACAGAAUCCAGUGCCGUUCCUGGGACCCCUACGCAUGUUCCAUUAGUUGGCCAAGCGACUGGGCUGGACUCGACAAUCGCCGAGAGCAGCCAUCACUCCGGAGUUGCCAGGAACUCACCAGGCACAGCAACAUCUCAAAACCCAGGUGCAUCGCAGGCCAUGGCGCCAAAUCCGAUGGAAAACAUCGAGCUGGCGAUACUCACAGGGAACCGAAAUUCUGAUGCGGGUGGCAGUGGAGGGGCGCCCGUGUAG